Molecule: messenger RNA, 1080 nt
Organism: Racocetra persica
Lineage: Eukaryota; Fungi; Glomeromycota; Glomeromycetes; Diversisporales; Gigasporaceae
Source: the annotation of a GenBank genome assembly
GAAAAUUUAAAGAACAAGGAUAUUAUGAUUAUCUUCAAAAAUUUAUAACUACAUUGGAAAAGAUUAAAAGAUUUGUAGAUGAAUUUUCAAAUAUGAAAUCUAUUAAUAAAACAUUUAGAGCAACAGAGAUUAAAGAAAAGUUUGAAUCUCUAGCUGAAGAGUUUGAUAACUCUAUGAAACAUUUAAACUUUAGUAUGACAAUUGAUUUUGAAGAACAGCGAAAGUUGGAUACCGACGAAUUAAAAUCAAGUUUAAAUGAAAUAAAAAAGAUUUUGAAAAUUUCUGGGUUCAAUUCUGAAGUUAUUUCAGAGAUCAAUAUCAUGAAGUCUCGGGACACAUUCGUUUUUAAGCCGUUUCAAAUAGAACCAAAAGACUUAACUCCUUGUUCUUUGAGUCCAGAUGAAUUUUCUAGAAUAGGAAAUUCUUCUUAUUUGUGUAAAAGAAUGUAUAAAUUUGAAGAGAUGAUUGCGGGUUAUAGUCCUAAGAUUGCAAAUUUUGAUGUAGCGCGAAAACAAAAUGAAACAACUAAUGAAAUUCCUGAUCUUAAUAAAGUUGUACGUUGGAUGGCCCCUGAAAAAAUAAACGGUGAUCCUUAUACUACACGAUGUGAAAUUUUCAGCUUUGGAAUGUUACUUUGGGAACUCACUUAUGAAAAGGAACCAUAUCAUGGCAUUGAUACCUUUGAAGAUAUUAAAAAACUUGUUACAAAUGGUUACAGAGAAAAAAUUUCUUUUGCCCCUACACAGGAUCAAAAAAUAAAGGAAAUUCAACAAAAAUUUGAAGAUAUUAUGAAAUCAACUUGGCAUGAUAAUCCUAGACAUCGAAUUGGUGUUGGUGAAUUAUAUGUGCAUCUAGAAAACUUGGCUGAAAAAUAUGUUAAACCUGGUGACUUACCCAAAAUAUGUAAUAAUAACGAAAUAGAUUUCGAUGGAUCUAAAUUUUAUGAAAUUGAUGAAAUUGACAUGGAUUUCAUCAAUCAGACAACGUCUGAACUUAAAUUUAACCUUUGUGAUGUUGAAAUAAAAGUGCCCACUCCUCUUAACGAAGGACUAAAAAUUCAUCAAUCAAUAAAUAAAGAGG